Molecule: messenger RNA, 1659 nt
Organism: Parnassius apollo (apollo)
Lineage: Eukaryota; Metazoa; Arthropoda; Insecta; Lepidoptera; Papilionidae
Source: the annotation of a GenBank genome assembly
AUGUUAACUUCGGUGCAAUCGGAUCCUGAACCUGGAUCUGAUUGCAUAAGAGUGUUUGUCACGCUCGCUGAACGUGCCGCUCCGCUAUAUGUAUCUACAUCUACGCUUGAAUGGUGUGGGAUGUGGCGAAGCAAACAAAUGGAGUGGUUGAAGAGAUGUGUUAGUAAAGAAGGGCGCGAGGACACGGUUGGCCGGGAGAUACAAGAUGAGGACGCCCUCGAGACGCCGCUGGAGCGCCGUCAGCGCUGGCGCAGCGUCUACGUUAUCUACUUCACCAUGUUUCAGAUGUCCCUGGGCUUCAGUAUCGUGCUCACUGGCGUGUGGCCAUACCUCGACAAGUUGGAGCCGGGCACAAAGAAGGAGAUGCUGGGGUUAGCAGUGGGCGCGAGUCCUUUGGGGCAGUUGUUGUUGUCCCCACUGCUGGGACUGUGGGCCAACCGCGCGGGCAGCGUGCGCGCGCCGCUCGUCGCCACCAUGACUCUCUUCGUGAUGGCCUCCGCGUUGUACUCGCAGCUGCAUCUCACCCGCCCCUACGCGCUCUACUGCAUGCUGAUCGCCAGGUUCCUUAUAGGAGUUAGUUCUUCAAACGUGGCUGUAGCCCGCGCGUACUUGUCGGCUGCCACACUAGCAGGCGAGCGCACACGUGCCGUGGCAGCCGUGUCGCUGGCGCAGGUGCUGGGUUUCGUAGCGGGCCCAGCGUUGCAGGCAGCCGCCGCACCACUAGGCUCCGCGGACGAGUCUCCAGGCCUCCACCUUGACAUGUAUAGCGCGCCUGGUGCUAUCAAUGGAGUGCUCGGCUUCAUCAACCUGCUGCUACUGUUGCCUUGCUGCUUCCAGGAGACCGACAUUGCGCUGCGGGAAGCGGUUCGAGCACGCGGUGACCGAUCAGAGAAGGAGGUGUUGAAGGCGCUGAAGCCGGACUACAUCAGCAGCUGGAUGCUGGUGGGCGCGUUCUUUGUGCUGGUAUUCAACUUCGUACUACUGGAGACGCUGGCCACGACGCUGAGCAUGGAGCAGUUCGGGUGGGGCAAGGCGCAAGCGCUGCAGUACAUGGGCGCGCUCAUGUCCGCAGGCGCUCUCGUUGCCUGCCUCGUAUUCGCCGCCAUCCCACCACUGACCCGCCGCUUCGAGGAGCGGGCACUGCUAGUGUGGGGCGGCUUUCUACCGACGGCCGCGGCGUCGCUGCUCUGCAUCCCGUGGGGUCCUGGCCCACCGCCUCUUGCUGUGCCCGGCCAACACGAGGCGCUCGGUGGUUGUCCACAGGAGACGCAGCCGUGGUGUGCGGAAUCACGAGCGCUGUCGCUGGUGCAGUUCCUCCUGGCGUACGCCUGCGUGUCGGUGGGCUACCCGCUCGGCGUCACGCUUAUACAGACUAUCUUCUCCAAGGUGCUGGGCCCCAGGCCACAGGGCGUGUGGCAGGGCGUGCUGGCGGGCGCGGGAUGCGCGGCGCGCGCGCUGGGCCCGCUGCUGGUGGCCGGCGUAUACGCACGCCGCGGCCCGCCCGCCGCCUUUGCCGUCACCGCCGCGCUCACGUUCGCUGCGCUGCUCGCCCUGCGCGCCGUCUACCCGCGCCUGCUCCUGCCUGCCCCCGCCUCACCCCCGCCGCCCUGCGAGCUGCAGCCGUUGGCGCACCGCGACCGUAACCCGGAUAACACGUGA